GCAGAGGAGAUCCCAGGGAGGCUGACACACUGAGAAAAAGGACGGGACACAAUCAAAAGAUCCUCUUAUGGAAAAGAACCACAGCAGACGGAGACAAGGGGAUGGGCUGCUUAAAUAAGUGACCUCCCGAAUGCAGCAACUGCCUUCUGCCGCAGAGAAAAGCCCGUACUGGAUUCCGGGAAAGUGAAUAGAAAGCCGGGCUCCGAGUGUGUCGUGGCCUGGGUGUGCUGAUCUGUAAGCACGCAAGGCGGGGUGCAUGUUGGAAGAGGGCUCGCACUGCAGAGACAGCCAUGAAAGGAACUCUGCUGCUGUUUUCCAGUCUGAGUAUCCUGCUCCAAGGUGUGGGCAGCUGCCCCAAGAAAUGUUUGUGUCACUCAUCUUCAAACUCUGUGGACUGCAGUGGCCAGGGACUGUCCGAGAUUCCUCCUGAUCUACCCCCAUGGACACUAACCCUGCUCUUACAAGAUAACCAGGUCCAUUGGCUUCCUGCUCAUGCAUUUAGAUCUGUGCCGCUGCUCAGAACCUUAAAUUUAUCUAACAACUCUCUUUCAAAUCUGGCUUCAGAGGCUUUCUAUGGACUUUGGCACUUGGAGGUUUUAAACCUAACCCGAAAUUCCCUGCUUUCCCUGGAAAGCAGCCUUGCCCAUGCCCUGCCUGGGCUCAGGGAGUUGGAUCUGUCAUCUAACAGCCUCAGGCUCCUGCCCACGUCCCUGGGCAAGCCUUGGGAGAACCUGACCAUGUUUGCUGUGCAGCGGAACCAUCUCCUGCAUCUGGAUCGUACACUUCUAGAGGCCAUGCCCAAGGUGAGGCUAGUACUUCUUAAGGACAACCCCUGGAAAUGUGACUGCCACUUGCUGGGUCUGAAACUCUGGCUGGAGAGAUUCACCUUUGAAGGGGGAAUAACAGACAGCGCCAUCUGCAGGCUGCCUGAACACUGGAAGGGAAAGGAACUCCUCUCCAUUCCCCAUGAACUAUACCAGCCCUGUCCUCUGCCUUCUCCAGACCUGGCACCCUCACUAGUUCAGCAGCCCGGUUCUGCCCCUCAAGAGGCCCAUAAGUCUUCUGAGAAUAACUCCGGACAACAAGAUUCCUUGGAGUGUGAGCCCAAACCCAAACCAAAGCCAGCCAACCUGCGCCACGCUGUGGCUACUGUGGUCAUCACUGGGGUGGUAUGUGGGAUCGUAUGUCUCAUGAUGUUGGCAGCUGCUAUCUACGGCUGCACCUACGCAGCCAUCACAGCCCAGUACCAUGGGAGACCCUUGGCACCAACCAGUGAGUCUGAGAAAAUGGGAAGCAAGGAGCCAAUGGACAGUUCCGCAGCCCAAGAACCUCCGUGUCCAAGUUCCUCCUUGAUCAACUGAGGGCCUCCAGAAAUGUUUGAGUGGGCCUGAUGUGCCUCACUGCUCUUCUCCCGUGUAUCGUCUUCCAAAACAACUAAGAGAAAACAUGUGUCUGUUAAAAAAAAAAAGUACCAAAAUUUAUGGGAAGAAAUUUAUGGUAUAGCUUUGAAAUAUCACAGACAAAAUAGUUACGCUCAUAUCCUGCAACUGAGAGGUUAGGACAUGAGUCUAUGUGCAGGAACACGAAGAAGGGAGAGGCCAUCUCUUUUAGGUACCUUUCUCUGGAUUAACUUGUUUCUACAGAGCAACAGGAAUGUUGACAUGUGUGCCAACAGGCAUUCUUAGGAGCUUUGGGGGCCACCAGUUGGAGGGCCUGGAAAGAGGCUGGUGAUCUUACCCGAGGGGUACUGGAUGCCUCUUUAAUUCAAGUUCAUGCUGGAUUGGUGGGACUUUUAGAUGUUGUGUAUGUUACAUAUUUAGUGGAAAUGUCUGUUGGUUGGGAAUUUCAUAGCUGGCCACAAGAGUCGGAUUAUAUUUAAUUUUCUAAAUCAGAAAACCAUUUGGGGCUUUCUGAGCUGCAGGAGAAGACAAGGGUUCCAUGUCUGGUUAAUGGGACUCAGACCUGGAGUCUGGGCAAGGUUUUUGAUGUGAAGGAACACAGAGGGAAUGGGUGAACCAGAAUAUAGGGUAGAUAUCACCAAAAGGCCAUAUCCACCAACCAACUGGAACCUUCCCCUAGAACUCACAGCAGGGAUGAAUUUAGAUUAGGCUGAAUGGUGCUUGUGUCUCUGCAUCUGCAUACACAAUGCACAGAGGGCAUGGAUUUGUACAGCUACACCCACACAUAAACACCCUCGGAGCAAUCAGCUUACCCACUAAUGAGAGGCAGCCGUGUCGGGUUGGGGCCAGUAGCUGUUGCUCACCACCCAGAUGGUGUGCUCAACACUCUGGGAGAGGAAGCAAGAAGGAAGUCAGGGGGAGUGGGAGUUGCUGGGGGACUGGAGGUACCUGGUGGCAGACAUCCUGAAGGCUCGUGCUGAAGUGUGGCUUUAAAAAGUUCAGGUAUGGCUUGCUAAGUCCACACAGACUUUGUCCCGGAGAGUUGCAUGCAAAGUGAAUUUUUGUAAAUUGAAUCAUCAUUUUAAUGCAGCAGGGGAGCUCGCUAUUUAAAGGAACCUUUCAUGGAAUCUUUUCUGUAAUGGAAAUAAUUGGCUCCAGAUUGA
This is a messenger RNA of Peromyscus maniculatus bairdii (prairie deer mouse), 2563 nucleotides long. RefSeq names its product leucine rich repeat transmembrane protein 1 (gene Lrtm1). Gene Ontology annotation, biological process: axonogenesis; positive regulation of synapse assembly. NCBI's taxonomy places the organism in Eukaryota, Metazoa, Chordata, Mammalia, Rodentia, Cricetidae. The record is from RefSeq and is a predicted model, not a curated record.